This is a messenger RNA of Closterium sp. NIES-65, 407 nucleotides long. The record is from the annotation of a GenBank genome assembly. NCBI's taxonomy places the organism in Eukaryota, Viridiplantae, Streptophyta, Zygnematophyceae, Desmidiales, Closteriaceae.
AUGAAUGAUCGACGCACGGACGGGCUUUGGACGGUGGCCAUCGCCGCAGUGUCGGACGAAGCUUGCUUCAGACAUUCCCAGAACCGCCCGACCAGGCGUGAAGGGAAGGCGUGGUGCAGGAGUGGCAGAGAAGCAGAAAGAGUGUGCAGGAGCAACGGAGAAACCUGGAGAGCAGCACGCCUGGGGAGCGGCGGAGCGGUGAACCGAUCACGUGCCAGAGCACUCGAGGGGGCAGGGGCUGCAGCAAAUCAGCUGUCACCAGAAGCUCCUAUCCAGCACCAGCAGCACGGGCACCAGUGGUGGCAGGGAUACAUGCAGAAUCCACAUUCACUACAGUGGUUGCGGCUGCAGCAAUCAACUUCUGGGGUAGCAGUGCCAGCAACAACAGUGCUGCGUAUUUCGUCAUG